AUGUCUUUUUCCCUUCUCUCUCUCACCGUUGUUUUUUUUCGUUCUAUCUUUUUUCUUUGUUUUCUUUAUUUAAAUAUUUAUUUUUUAUUUCUGUUGCUUUUUUCUGAUUUCAUUCAUUCACCAAUCGCUCAUUUUUUUUCAUUUUUUUCUAUUGUUUUAUUUCUUUAUUUUGUAUUUCUUUUUUUACGUUCCUUUUUUCCUUUAACUACUUUCUUCUUUUUGUUGUUUUUUCUAUUUGAAUUAUCAUUUUUAUUUUUAUUUGCUUUUCUUCGUUUCUUUGUUUCUUUUGUGAGUUUUUUUGGCUUUCUCCUUUUCCUUCUUCUCUCCCGUCUCCCGUUUUCUCUUUCUUUCUUUCUUUCUUUCUUUCUUUCUUUCUUUUUUUCCUUGUUUCAUAAAGAUAUGCGUUCUUGCUCAUUAAUCUUUUCUAUCUAUUUUAUCUUCUAUCUUAGUGUAUUGAGUUCAUUUUUUUUCAGUUUUUAUAUAUUUAUCUAUUUAUCUUUCAUGUCGAUGUUUUUUUUUUCUUUUAUUUAUCUAUGUCUCUCUUCACGGAAUGGUUUAAACAUUAUUAUUUAUUCCUAUCUAUCUAUCUAUCUAUCUAUCUAUCUAUCUAUCUAUCUAUCUAUCUAUUCUAGUUUGUUCAAAUCUGUCUGUCUCAAUCUAUCUAUCUAUCUAUCUAUCUAUCUAUCUAUCUAUCUAUCUCAAUCUGAUCAUUAUCUAUCUAUCUAUCUAUCUAUCUAUCUAUCUAUCUAUCUAUCUAUCUAUCUAUCUCAAUCUGAUCAUUAUCUAUCUAUCUAUCUAUCUAUCUAUCUAUCUAUCUAUCUAUCUAUCUAUCUCAAUCUGAUCAUUAUCUAUCUAUCUAUCUAUCUAUCUAUCUAUCUAUCUAUCUAUCUAUCUAUCUAUCUAUCUAUCCUAGGAUCUAACCCUAUUCAAUCAUCCUUUCACUAUCUAUCUAUCUAUCUAUCUAUCUAUCUAUCUAUCUAUCUAUCUAUCUAUCUAUCUAUCUCAGUCCUUUCACUAUCUAUCUAUCUAUCUAUCUAUCUAUCUAUCUAUCUCUCUCUCUCUCUCUCUCUCUCUCUAUAUAUAUAUAUAUAUAUAUAUAUAUAUAUAUAUAUAUAUAUAUAUUGA
Molecule: messenger RNA, 1125 nt
Organism: Acanthosepion pharaonis
Lineage: Eukaryota; Metazoa; Mollusca; Cephalopoda; Sepiida; Sepiidae
Source: the annotation of a GenBank genome assembly